This is a messenger RNA of Lotus japonicus, 689 nucleotides long. RefSeq names its product 60S ribosomal protein L35-like. Gene Ontology annotation, molecular function: mRNA binding; structural constituent of ribosome. NCBI's taxonomy places the organism in Eukaryota, Viridiplantae, Streptophyta, Magnoliopsida, Fabales, Fabaceae. Gene Ontology annotation, cellular component: cytosolic large ribosomal subunit; ribosome. The record is from RefSeq and is a predicted model, not a curated record. The transcript is spliced from 4 exons. Gene Ontology annotation, biological process: maturation of LSU-rRNA from tricistronic rRNA transcript (SSU-rRNA, 5.8S rRNA, LSU-rRNA); translation. Bases 126 to 497 code for a protein of 123 amino acids.
GUUUUUGAGGCCCAAUUUCUCUUUUACGCUUUAAAUUUUAUUCAAAACCUGGUUAGGGUUUUGGGAAGAACGCAGAACAGAGAAAUCCAGUGUUUUCGCGGCGACACAGCACCGAAGCUUUCCCAAUGGCGAGAAUCAAGGUGUACGAGCUCAGGAACAAAUCGAAAGCAGAGCUUCUGAACCAAUUGCAGGAGCUGAAAGCGGAACUCGCUCUCCUCCGUGUCGCUAAGGUCACCGGCGGAGCCCCAAAUAAGCUCUCCAAAAUCAAAGUGGUUCGGCUUUCGAUUGCGCAGGUGUUGACGGUGAUUUCGCAGAAGCAAAAGGCUGCUUUGAGGGAAGCUUAUAAGAACAAGAAGUAUCUUCCUUUGGAUUUGCGUCCUAAGAAGACUAGAGCCAUCAGAAGGCGUCUCACGAAGCACCAGGCAUCUUUGAAGACAGAGCGUGAGAAGAAGAAGGAACUAUACUUCCCACUGAGAAAAUAUGCAGUUAAGGUGUAAUAUUGCCUCGAAGUUUGGAUGAUAUUUUGAUGUCAUCUUUUUGUUAUUUAACAUGGUUUUCCGAAAUAUUUUGGACUUCUCAUAUUCUAUUUUUGUUUCCUUUAAAAUUUAACCAAUCAUCAUGAAACUGAGUUAUAAACAAGCUUUGAAAGAGGUAUUCUUUUAUUUCAAUGGCACACCAUUUAUUUGUGA